AUGACUGCUAAUCUGAGCUGUCUGAUUGAACUAAUUCAACAUUUAAUCCUUCUGAAACUUGUAGUGAAGAAGAGGAGAAACUGGCACAGACAUGACUACACAGAGCCAGAUGAUGGCUCCAAACCAGUGCAGGCUGGAACACGGACCUUUGUUAAACAGCUGCGGGCUCGCUCUUUCCCCAGUGCUGAUGAAGUAAUUUUGAAAAUGCAUGGAAGCCAGUUAACACAAAGAUACCUGGAGAAACAUGGGUUUGAUGUUCCCAUUAUGGUUCCUAAAUUAGAUGGUCUGGGACUCAGACUUCCUCCACCAACUUUCUCUGUUUUAGAUGUGGAACGCUAUGUAGGUGGUGACAAAGUGAUAGAUGUCAUAGAUGUAGCCAGACAAGCAGACAGUAAAAUGAAGCUCCAUAAUUACAUUAAGUACUUCACAAAUCCUGACCGACCCAAAGUAUUGAAUGUGAUCAGCCUGGAAUUCUCGGACACAAAGAUGUCUGAAUUAGUGGAAGUACCAGACAUUGCCAGAAAGCUUUCGUGGGUGGAAAAUUACUGGCCAGAUGAUUCUGUCUUCCCUAAGCCUUUUGUUCAGAAGUAUUGCUUGAUGGGUGUCCAGGACAGCUAUACUGAUUUUCAUAUUGAUUUUGGAGGAACAUCAGUUUGGUACCACGUUCUCUGGGGUGAGAAGAUAUUCUAUUUGAUCAAGCCCACUGAUGAAAAUUUGGCUCUCUACGAGUCCUGGAGUUCAUCUGUCACCCAGAGUGAAGUGUAUUUUGGGGACAAGGUUGACAAGUGUUACAAGUGUGUUGUGAAGCAAGGACACACUUUAUUUGUUCCAACAGGCUGGAUUCACGCUGUGCUCACAUCUCAGGAUUGUAUGGCUUUUGGAGGAAACUUUUUGCACAACCUCAACAUUGGCAUGCAGCUCAGGUGUUAUGAAAUGGAGAAGAGACUAAAAACCCCGGAUCUUUUCAAAUUUCCCUUCUUUGAAGCCAUCUGUUGGUUUGUGGCCAAAAACUUACUGGAAACAUUGAAAGAACUGAGGGAAGAUGGUUUCCAGCCUCCAGGCUAUUUAGUGCAAGGAGUGAAGGCUUUACUUACUGCUUUAAAAUUAUGGAUGAAAAAGGAACUUGUAACAGAACAUGCCUUUGAAAUUCCAGACAACAUUAGGCCUGGGCAUCUCAUCAAAGAGCUCUCUAAAGUGAUUCGUUCUGUAGAGGAGGAAAACAGCAAAUUAGUUAAAACUCAGGGAAUUCUUGGUGUGUCUCCAAGUUCACGAUCUUCACAUGAAACAGCUUCCCCUCAUCACUCCAGACGAAGGGUGAGGAAGCUGAGAGACCAUGCUACCAAAACUCCUUCUAAUCUGGACAUCCUGGAACUCCACACCAGGGAGGUGCUGAAAAGGCUGGAGAUGUCACCUUGGGAAGAGGAUAUCACAAGCUCAAAACUGAAUGGGAGGUUUAACAAACCCUUUCAGCCCUCUUCUACAGUACCUGAGUGGAGAACAAAAGACAAUGAUCUUCGCCUUCUGCUGUCAAAUGGAAGAAUAAUUAGAGAUGAGAGACGUCCAUUUACAGAUCGAAGUCUUUACACAGCAGACAGUGAAGAUGAAGAUGACAGGACAAGGUCAAAAAAGACAGCUGUUAAGGUAGAAGACCAGCCCUCAGGAUUUGAAGGAGAAGGGAAUGCUGAUGCCCAGAAACCACUGAACAUGUUCUUUGAAAGUGUGAAAUCAGAACUCAGGAAUGGAUCCUCAGAGUACUCUGAUAUUUCUGAUUCAGAAGAAUCUGAGCCUGAUUGCACUACACAGCAGAAGGAUUCCUCCAUAGAGGAGUCAGAAAGCUCAGGUGAUGAAGAGAAGCAGGAAGUAACAUCAAACUUCAAAGAGGACUCUAAGGUCACAAGAGACCUUUGUCAAAAUACCCAGAAGCCAUCUAGAAAUGAAACUCCCAGUAAAAAGGAAUGUCCUACCUCGACAAGUACAGAAGAAGAAGCUAUUCAGGGCAUGCUUUCUAUGGCAGGAUUGCACUAUACUACAUGUUUACCAGGUCAUACUCAAAGCACAGACUGCACAAAUAAAAGAACCUCUCUUCAGGAACACAGAAGCUACCCCAGGAGUCGGCAUAAAGACAGACAGCCAUCUCAGAGCCACAGAGCCAUAGAAUGUGGUAGGUCUGUGAAGGAGGAGGAAGGAGACUUGGGAACUUCAGCAUGGACUAGACACCUGAAUGAAGCUUCAAGGAUUGCCCCUCAGGAUGCAAAUAAAACUCAAAAAUAUAUCAAGAAGGAGGGUGCAUCAGAAGCAAGUCUUAAGGUUCAGGAAAACAGAAGCAUAGUCCACAGCAACAGCUUGAGUUUUCAGCAUGGCAAAUACACACGAGACUCCAGCCUGGUGCAAGCAGAAUGUCAGCUGAGUGAUGGCAGCCUUAGCCCUGACAGGCCCUAUGGUGAAACAUCCCUGUCUGUACCACUGCACCCAACAAAGAGGCCAGCAUCAAACCCACCCCCCAUCAGCAACCAGGCAACAAAAGGCAAACGUCCAAAGAAAGGAAUGGCAACUGCGAAACAGCGCCUUGGGAAGAUCCUGAAGCUGAACCGGAAUGGCCAUGCACGCUUCUUUGUUUAAUGUAGCUGCUACUCCUACUACUGCUCUUUCCUACACAGACCAGUAUUGAGGGCAACAGAGCCUGGAGCUGCUGUUAUUCCUCUGCUUGAAGCAGACUUGCAUGUACCAUAGAAAACACUGCCUGAUGAACAAAAGAAAGAAAAAGGAAAAAAAAAAAAGGAAAAAGAAAAAAAAAAACAAAAACACACAAAAAAAACCAACCCAAUGCUGCAUUUUCACUGUGCCACACCUGCUCAGCAAUAACCAUUCGGGAACGGGGAAAUCUUCAGAGAGACAUGGACUGUGAGAAAUAGUCUCUCAUCAGGGCUUGAAUAUAAUUUGUUGCUGGUAGUUUCUGACCUAAAUUAAUGAGGGGAAGAUGAUGAAGGUGGUUUAUCAAUAAUUUAUUUCUGAUAGAUUUUUCACAACUUUAAAAUUCAUUUAAGAAGCUAUUUAUUUGGAAGACUUUUUUCUGUGGGGGGUUAUUAAUUUAGAUUUAAUAAUGUGAAAGUUUUAAAUUGUUUUGAUAAUGUGUGUUUGGUGCAGUGGAGAGCCACAUUAAUUGUGAUUAGUCUGGACUCCUAAAUUUGAUAUUCAGGUUAUAGUCUUAAAUAGGGGUGAGAUGCAUUAUUAAUUAUUUUUUAAAUUAAGGCAUAAGGAAUCUUAUUUUUUUCCUGCUUUUUGUAAGCUAUUGGCUGGGCUUCUGUUGACUUGCAAGUUGCAUAUUCUCUGCCAGCUUGAUUAUUUUUUGACCUGUCCUUUUUAAUAUCAGAUUUAUUUAUUUAAUGGACUAGAAGAGACUCCUAAAGACAGAAGAAUUUUCUUAUGUCAGUCCAGUAGCUAACUUGUUUUGAACUGCACCUCUUUCCUCCAAAUCUGAGUACAUAUUUUCCUCCUGAUGAUCUGUCUGUGAUGAUUUUCUUCUGUAAAAAGAUUCCCUGAAAUUGUAUUUGUUCAAGUUAUUUAAGAGUGGGUACAAAGGAGGAAGACCCUAUAGAUCUUUUGGAGGAACGAGGACAUCAGUUGAGAUAAAUGUUUCUUCAGAACAGUAGCUCUCAAAUAACUCAUAAGAUACACAUUGCAGUCAUAAGAUUUGGCAUUUUACUUAAUGUAGCAUGGAAGAAGCAUUAAAGUGUUGUUAUUGUAUGUUAAACACAUUUUACUGAAGAGUCAUGAAAGCAGGAGAACAUGUUGCUUUCAGAGCUGGGCGAGACAGCAAAUUCAAAGUCUUAACUGGUCCAUAUAUUAUAAGCAUUUAAGUAGCUUACUGGUAUCAGAAUGAUCAUUUGUGUCAGGCUUCAUACAGAGCUGAUAGCAAAUGCCAAUUCUGAAUUAUUGUAAAUAAUUUUGAUUUAAAAUUUGUAUUUUUCUGUAAUAUAAAAUGAAAUAUUUAACUUUAGAGGGACGGGGAUGAAGGCGGAGAGGGGAAUACUUUUACUUGAUUCUGGAAAAAGGGCAUUUUGCAGGGUCCAGCCAAAAUGUAAACAUUAAUAUGCUGAUGACAACAAUAUUAUUGGUUGGUUGGGGUUUUGAUUUUGGUUUUUUUUUUUGAUGGGUAAGAGUAAAAAUAUUCCUGCAUAGCUGUCCAAGUAAUCAAAUUGAUUUCAAUUUUCGACACAAAUUUUUCCUUCCUCCAUAUCCUAUACUGGAAUAAUUUUCUCUUAUGGUUUAAAAGCAAAGUCAGUUUUAUUUUCUAGAAUACUUGUGCAGAGUUAUUUUUAUUUAGGCUAGAUUAUGAAUGCCUUUAGAAUUUUUUGGAAAUGGUUCUGAUGUUCUUUAUUACUGCAGGGUCAGAAUGAAUUAGCACUAUGUUAUCCUGUUUCUAAAUGGAGAAACAUCAAAAUAUAGUGCCACUGCAAAAAAGUCAGGUAGCUUUCAUAGCUUUACUUUAUCUGGAGCUUGAAAGUUGAGGCAUGAUUUUUGCAGCACCACUUUUACAUUAUGAUGACUUAACUUGUUCUGUGACUUGUAUGGGCCAAUUUUUAAACUUUUUUUUUGUUUGCUAAUUAAUUAAUGUUUCACGAAACCAAGCUUUUAGUCGUCUUAAUUUUUUUUUUAAUUUAACACAGGUUAUCAACCUUUAGAAUGUUGGAAAUGGAGGUAGUCAAGGAUUUCUUAAAAGCAGAAGAUAAGCUAAGAAGUAUUCUACAGGUGCUGAAAAUGACUAUAAGGACUUGCUGUUCUCAGGUGCUACGUUUUCUAGAUGGAAAUAGUUAAAAGAGAAUAUUUUAACUAUUUUCUCAUAUGUUCUCACCAAAGUAAGUCAAAUAAAUAAACUAUGUUGUCAAUAUUAGUUAAAAUUAUAUACCCAUAUAAAUUUUCUCUUAGUUUAAACUUGAGCAAAUGAUUUAAUGCCAGAUUUUGGAAACUGUUUUAGCUUUAGCAUAUUGAACCAAACUGUUUCCUUCCUGCUGACUGUACAAUUUCUAAUGAUGUAAAAUUCCAGUUUAGGGCAGCAGUUAGAUUCAGAGCAGAAUAAAGAAUGAGUCUCUCUCCUUAAAGACAGAUUUUUGUCUGAAGUAAAAGUAUGCCAGAAUAGAAUCUGGAGUAAGGAAUUUUAAAAUACAGAGUAUGCUUUCUUGUACAUGUGAUUGGUUUAUACAAAGUCUCUUUUCAUCCGUGCUAUUUAUCUUACUGUUGAAACAUAGAUAUGGCUGGACCCAUAUAUAUUAUUUCCUCUUGGUUUUAUCCUUUCUUUUACUCUAAUUUUUCUACCUUUUAUUUUCCAAGUGGCUCUCCACUGUCAUGAAUUUAUGUAAUAGUCUCUUCACAGGCUGUCAACAGGCAGAGGUUCAUUCCCAUUUUCUUCAAAUAUCCAUGCUUCCAGCAGAAGUUAAUCUGAUGUUCCAACUCAGAACAAGUAAUUCAAAAGAAAUUGCUGUGUUGAGCAGUAUUAAAAAAAAAAAAAAGAAAAACAACAAAGGAGGAAAAAAGAAAACUCCUGGUAGCUCAUGAAGAGGAUGUGGUGACCUCACUUGUUUUGUGUACUUGUAUGUAGAGAUAUAUUUGUUGUGUUCUAGCUGAAAUCACUUCUGCACCAAUCUUUCUGUAGAUGGACUGAACCUUGUGUUGUUGUAGUGGAGAGAAAAAGCCCAAUUUUUUUCCUUGCUGUCUCACUUGGGGUGGAAGAGGGAGGGAGUAGGGAGCACUGGCUGGACAACAGCAAAUUACACCUGCUAUGGUUUCACCUGUUUUCAAGGAUAAUGUUUUUUGAAAAGUCAGAGAACUCGCAUUUGGCAUAAAACUCAAUUUUAUUUUUUAAAUUUUUUGUAGGCAGAACAAUAGGAAAUGAAAUAUUGUAGGGGUUUUCCCACUCUCAAGUUCUCAUGUUCCUACAAUUGCAAAAAAAAAAAAAAGAAUCAAACAUGAAAAUGGAAAGACCACCUAGAAACUAUAUCAAAGACUCUUCCAGCAACUUUCCCUUUUCUUCUCCUACUAUACUUGCUAAUAAACCCUGGCUACAGGGUAGCCUUUGUUGACCUCUGAGGUAGAUUACCUAUGCAACCUGUAAUACUCUACAUGAAUUCAUUCUUAAAGAAAAUUUUGGAAGGGUUAGAUGUUGAGAGUUAAAAUUGUUUUCUGAUCACAUGGGGGGUUUGGGGGUUUUGAUUUUAUUUUUUAAAAAUUUUUGGUAGUUGAAGUGCUUGUGUUACCUUUGGUAGAGAUGUAAGAGAGCACAGUGUCAUGACCACAUUUUACAGCUUCAGCUUUCUCUGGGCUUUGCUCUAAGGCUUAAGCUACUCACAAGACCAUAGAAGUUAAGUGUUAAAAAUGUUUGCAGGAUUUCAAAGCCAGAGCUGGUGAGAAUCUUGCUUACCCCCUUUUUGGCAGCUGUGGAGACUAAGCAGGACUGAGACUAGAAUGACCCAGUGACUCUUUAGGCUCCACAUGCCCACCUGUCCCUUCACACUCCCACCACCACCCCCAAGCCUUGUGUCUUUCCAGAGUGUCAUUCACAUAAAUACUUCCAGACCAUUAAAAGCUGUUGGUAGUUCUGGGGCUGAGUGAGCCCAGUGCUACUCUUUGACAGAAGAAAUACAAAUGGAACCAAGGGCCUUACUAUUUAUCCUUAAACAAGAUGAAAAGCUGCAACAUCCAUUUUUCCAAAAAAUAAACCCAACUAAAAAGCCACCCUGGUAACCCUCUUUGUGGGAGAGUAUGAAUGAUAAGUCAUGCAGUGGAUGGGAAAUGAAAGUAGCACUGAUAAGGAGAUGCAUGUUCUUCAUAGGCUGCAUUUCUGUUUGGAAAAAAAAGGACUUUUUCUACUUUUAAUAUAAAUUAAGCCAUAAGAGUUUCAUGCUGUGGGAAGGGAAUGAAAGGGAUCACUUUAAGAGAUUAUAUUGAUAUGUAUUGUCACUUCUGCUGGGAAAUGUCUAUUGCUGCCAAUGCUUUGGUGAUUUUUUUUUUUUUAAAAAACCAAACAAACAUGGAAUUUGAAAAAAAAAAAAAAAAAAAAAAACAAACCACGGGGCUAGUUCUUGGCUAUAUUUACUAGUUUUGUAGUAAUGUUUUGCUGGCCCAUUUGUCUUUUCCUCCUUUUUCUACUCUCAUAGUCUAAUUUCUAUCUUUCCUUCUUAAUGUUUCUGAAAAUAUUAGCUUGUCUGCUCAGUAGGGGUCGGUGUAUGUGUGUCUUCCUUUUUACAGAAACGCACUACUGUGUUAAGUAUUUGGCUGGGAAAUGGGAUGCUGCAGCUUUAAGAGCAUUUUUUUCAAUUCAUAACAGUAUUUCCCAUCCUCUUUUGCCUGCAGGCAGGGAAAGUGUAUGUACAGUAUUUAUUUUGUUUUGAUUUUACUUUAAAUUUGUAAGUUUCUAUAAGUAGUUCACAUUGAUUAUUCUAGGGGAGGACAAGUGGCUUUGUUUAAAUUUGUAUUUGAUAUUCAUAGUUUCACUUUCUGUACUUCAAAAUACUGAAAUUAAAAAAUUGUAUGCUUAUGUUUUGAUUUUAGCACUUGAAAGUGUUUAAUUUCUUCAGACUUCUGCUCAUUUGCUUCAGUGUAAAUACAGUAAAAUGUACAGAAUGUCAUCAGGAGAAAAAUGCUUUUCUAGGUCCAGUCUCUGUGCCCUUUGCUUGUCACAUUUUAAAGAAGAAAUUUUGUGGAGAAAUGUGAGGGAAUAUUCUCAUACUUUUUUUUUUUAAAUUUUUUCCAAGUGCAAAUUUCAUUUCAAUCCAAGUAUAUUAUAUGGAAACUAAA
Oenanthe melanoleuca is the source of this 7791-nucleotide messenger RNA. It is a transcript of the gene KDM7A, whose product is annotated as lysine demethylase 7A. Gene Ontology annotation, molecular function: transcription coregulator activity; histone demethylase activity. The transcript has 18 exons. Gene Ontology annotation, biological process: protein demethylation; regulation of transcription by RNA polymerase II. The record is from RefSeq and is a predicted model, not a curated record. NCBI's taxonomy places the organism in Eukaryota, Metazoa, Chordata, Aves, Passeriformes, Muscicapidae. Bases 1 to 2619 code for a protein of 872 amino acids.